AUGGACCCGGAUCGGAGCCAUCUCAUCCUACUCCGCUUUGAUGAUGGAGAUCGCAAUAGACGCGAAACCCCUUGGUGGAAACCGAGGGUAGACGGAAAUUCACGAGUCAUUGCAUCCGUUGAUUGUCCACUGAGCUGGAAUCCGAUCCAUGUGAAUUACAAGAACCAACGAGGCGUCGGAUGGACGACGGAGAUGCUGUUCAAGCUCAAACGCGAUGUAUCGAACCAUUUGGGCCUAAAGCCGCAUUUU
This is a messenger RNA of Mesorhabditis spiculigera, 249 nucleotides long. Lineage: Eukaryota; Metazoa; Nematoda; Chromadorea; Rhabditida; Rhabditidae. The record is from the annotation of a GenBank genome assembly.